Lodderomyces orthopsilosis Co 90-125 is the source of this 1602-nucleotide messenger RNA. It is a transcript of the gene GCD11, whose product is annotated as translation initiation factor eIF2 subunit gamma. Gene Ontology annotation, biological process: positive regulation of translational fidelity; formation of translation preinitiation complex. Gene Ontology annotation, molecular function: translation initiation factor activity; GTP binding; tRNA binding. NCBI's taxonomy places the organism in Eukaryota, Fungi, Ascomycota, Pichiomycetes, Serinales, Debaryomycetaceae. The record is from RefSeq and is a predicted model, not a curated record. The transcript has a single exon. Gene Ontology annotation, cellular component: eukaryotic translation initiation factor 2 complex; cytosol. Bases 1 to 1602 code for a protein of 533 amino acids.
AUGUCAUAUGACGAUAUAGAAAACGCAACUCCAGAUAUUGUUAUUGGAAGCACUAUCGAAGAAGAAGAAGAGGAUUACCGGUAUGAGAAUGAAAGUGACAAUGAAGUGCAACAAGAAAAAGAUUUGGAUGACUCACAGCUGAAGGGCAAAAAAUCAGUUGCCUUUGCGGGAUUGGAUGAGGAGGAUGAUGAAAAAGCCGAGGAGAGGGCCAAGAGGGAGUUCGAAGAAGGUGGUGGUUUACCUGAGCAACCUACAAACCCGGAUAUUUCCCAGCUUACACCACUUUCGCCUGAAAUCAUCAACAGACAAGCCACAAUCAAUAUUGGUACAAUUGGCCACGUCGCACAUGGUAAGUCAACUGUAGUCAGAGCCAUUUCGGGAGUCCAAACUGUUCGUUUCAAGGAUGAAUUGGAGAGAAACAUUACUAUUAAAUUGGGUUAUGCUAAUGCCAAAAUUUACAGGUGUGAUAACCCAGAAUGCCCUGAACCAGGUUGUUACAAAUCCUUCAAAUCAGAUAAAGAAAUAAGACCCAAAUGUCAGCGUCCAGGUUGCGAAGGUCGUUAUAAGUUAGUUAGGCACGUUUCGUUUGUCGAUUGUCCAGGUCACGAUAUUUUGAUGAGUACAAUGUUGUCUGGUGCUGCUGUUAUGGAUGCAGCUUUGUUACUUAUUGCAGGUAAUGAAAGUUGUCCUCAACCACAAACAUCUGAACAUUUGGCAGCCAUUGAGAUUAUGAAGUUGAAGCAUGUUAUAAUUUUGCAAAACAAGGUUGAUUUGAUGAGAGAAGAGUCAGCAUUGGAACAUGAAAAGUCUAUUAUUCAGUUCAUAAGAGGUACCAUAGCUGAUGGUGCACCAAUAGUUCCAAUUUCGGCACAAUUGAAAUAUAAUAUCGAUGCCGUCAAUCAAUUCAUAGUCAACUCCAUACCUGUCCCAGUUAGAGACUUUACUGCAUCACCAAGAUUGAUUGUUAUUAGGUCUUUCGAUGUCAACAAACCUGGUGCUGAUGUUGAUGACUUGAAGGGAGGUGUUGCUGGUGGUUCUAUUUUGACCGGUGUUUUCAAAAUUGGUGACGAGAUUGAAAUUAGACCUGGUAUUGUUACUAAAGAUGACCAGGGAAGGAUCCAAUGUAAGACGAUAUUUUCCAACAUUGUUUCAUUAUUCGCAGAGCACAAUGAUUUGAAAUUUGCCGUACCGGGAGGUUUGAUUGGUGUUGGUACUAAAGUCGACCCAACAUUGUGUAGAGCUGAUAGAUUGGUUGGUCAAGUUGUUGGGGCUAAAGGAAACUUGCCAUCCAUUUACUCGGAUAUUGAAAUCAAUUACUUUUUGUUGAGGAGAUUGUUGGGUGUAAAGACUGAGGGACAGAAGCAAGGUGCAAAAGUUAGAAAAUUGGAGGUUGGUGAAGUUUUGAUGGUGAAUAUAGGUUCGACAGCCACCGGUGCUAGGGUAGUCGCUGUUAGAGCAGAUAUGGCACGUUUACAAUUGACCUCCCCAGCAUGUACCGAAAUCAAUGAGAAGAUUGCCUUGUCUAGACGUAUCGAGAAGCACUGGCGUUUGAUUGGUUGGGCAACGAUCAAAAAGGGAACAACUAUAGAACCUGUCGUUUGA